UAUGGAAUUCUCUUGACGCGCAGGAUGGACCUGCCAGCAGGUCGUGUGCACACGAGAGCCGCCGUCACAAACUCGCGCUUGGCUUCCCGCAGGAACGUGCGUGCGUACAGGCAGCAGGGCCGUGGAGAAAAAGAAGGCAGGUGGUUUGGGCGACGCGCCGACGACCACGAGCCCGUCGCUCGACCUUGACAGCGAUCCGCUAUAUAUUCGCCAUACCUUCAGUCCUUCACUAGUUCAGGCGACGCUUGUGAUUCGAUCGGAAUAGCUCAUGGAGCUCCGGCACCACGCCAUCCAGCUCGCCCCGACUCAUGGCGCGGCGGCUGGAGCAGCGACGCGGCCGGGCGACGGUGGCGCGAUGAGCUCCGAGCUCUACCUCGCCGUGUGCGGGGGGGAGGAGGAGGAAGCCAUGGCGCUGCUUCGCCGACACCACUACGGCGGCGCUGCCGCGGGUCAUCUGGUUGCUGGCAUACACCAGGUGAGCGCAAAGAGGAACAACGUUCUGCAUUUAGCCGCGGGGCACGGGCACGACGAGCUGAUCCGUGAUCUCGUCAGCUUCGGCGGCAAGAGCUUGCUCUCUGCGCAGAACUCGGCCAUGGACACGCCUCUGCACUGCGCGGCGAGGGCGGGGCAUUGCAAGGCCGUGUCCGUCCUCGUCCAGCUCGCGCUGGACUACGGAGACGAGAGCACGCUGUGGUGCAAGAAUGCGGCCGGGGACACGGCGCUUCAUCUGGCAGCGAGGCUCGGCCAUGGCGCGGCGGUGGAGGCCAUGGUCUCCGCGGCGCCCGGGCUGGCCUCUGAGGUCAACGACGCCGGCGUGUCGGUGUCGCCGCUGUACCUGGCCGUGAUGAGUGGUCUGACAAGGAGCAGGUCGGCGCGUGCCGUCAGAGCGAUAACGGCGAACUGCAGGGACGCGUCAGCCGCCGGCCCGAGCUCGCAGAACGCGUUGCACGCCGCCGUCUUCCAGGGCUCAGAAAUGGUUAGGCUGCUGCUGGAGUGGGAGCCAUGCGGCCCAUCCCUCGCCAGCCAAGCGGACGACACGGGCAGCACUCAGCUCCACUUCGCAUCGUCCGACGGCGACCACUCCGUCGUAGCUGCCAUCCUGAGCGCGACGCCGCCGUGCGUGGUGCGCAUGCGGGACUCCAGCGGCCUCUCUGCCCUCCAUGUCGCGGUGGGGAUGGGCCACGCCCACGUCGCGAGGGCGCUGAUGAAGGCCUGCCCGGACGCGACCGAGCUCCAGGACGACCGCGGCGAAACCUUCGUGCACGCCGCGGCCAGGGGAGGCCACUCCGAGGUGGUGCGGCUGGCCAUCAAGAAACCGAUGUUGGGCGGCGGCGGUGGCCUCCUGAACACGCAGGACGGGGACGGCAACACGCCUCUCCACCUGGCGGUGGCCGCGCGCGAGCCGACCAUCGCAGAGGCCCUGCUGUGGACGGGCGUGGUGCGAGCCGACGUGAUGAACAACGACGGCCACACGCCGCUAGACCUCGCCGCGAAGUCAAGCAGCUUCUACUCCAUGGUUAGCCUGGUAGUGACACUGACCGCGUUAGGAGCGCAGUUCCGCCCUCAAAGGCCAGACCGGGUGCAGCAGUGGGACAACCGCAACAUCACGAAAUGGAUCAAGGAGACGUCCAACAGCCUGGCGGUGGUCGCCGUGCUCGUCGCCGGCGUCGCCUUCACCGCGGCCAACAACCUUCCCGGGUCGUACGAGCAAGGCAUGGCGGUCCUCCUGUGGAAGAGGACCUUCAAGUGCUUCGUCAUCCUCGACGGCGUCGCCCUGGUGACCUCCAUACUCGCCGUGGUCCUGCUCGUGUACGGCAAGGCCUCGCGCUCCUCCCGGUCGUGGAAGAGCUUCGCGGCGGCGCUGCAUUGCAUAUGGGUGUCGCUGAUCAACAUGAUCCUGGCCUUCUACGCGGCCAUAGCGGCCGUGACGAGCACCGACGGGGUCUACGACAUCAGCGUCUUCGUCGUGAACCUCGUCCUCGUCGUGCUGUUCGUCGUGCUCUCCGCAUUCGUCAGCCCUCCGGUGUCGCAUUGCAUAAUGUUGAAGUUCAUGUGGCAAUGUGACUUCAGAGGGCGCCAAGGUGUCGUCCGGAGGCGUAUCAACCAACAGUAUCCCGUGGCCAGCGCCUUCGUGUCCAACCUGCUUCUCUUCAGGCUCGCACAUUAUGCCAUGUUGUUUGCCGGAUUUAUCCCAAGGCCUGUAGCCGACCCUCACAAGCUGCCACAGGAAAAUCCUAAUCUUAGGGGGAGCUUCGUCCUCCACACCUCCGUCAGUUCCUCCGGGGCCCUGGCCGGCCGCCAUCCAGUCAUAGAGGGAUUUAAUGGAGAAUCUUCCCGAAAGGUCCAACCGCCAAUAGCUGGCGUCAGUAAGCUCCCAAAGAUUGGAGGUAGCUGUAAUAUCCUGAAGCAGACCUCAUUCAGCUGCCUCCUCGGGGCCUAA
Messenger RNA from Hordeum vulgare subsp. vulgare (domesticated barley), 2440 nucleotides. RefSeq names its product ankyrin repeat-containing protein At2g01680-like. Lineage: Eukaryota; Viridiplantae; Streptophyta; Magnoliopsida; Poales; Poaceae. Gene Ontology annotation, molecular function: protein phosphatase 1 binding; protein phosphatase regulator activity. The transcript has 5 exons. The coding region runs from base 269 to 2440 and encodes 723 amino acids. Gene Ontology annotation, cellular component: plasma membrane. The record is from RefSeq and is a predicted model, not a curated record.